This is a messenger RNA of Oncorhynchus mykiss (rainbow trout), 4592 nucleotides long. RefSeq lists its product as uncharacterized. Gene Ontology annotation, biological process: nucleolar large rRNA transcription by RNA polymerase I. NCBI's taxonomy places the organism in Eukaryota, Metazoa, Chordata, Actinopteri, Salmoniformes, Salmonidae. Gene Ontology annotation, molecular function: scaffold protein binding; RNA binding. The record is from RefSeq and is a predicted model, not a curated record. Gene Ontology annotation, cellular component: nucleolus.
CAACGACUUCGCCGGAAAUACAGGCAUGGGUCAAAGUUAAAACGCUUACCAUGCACGAUGUGAAGAACCAAAGCGUGCAAACUGAUGUGGCCAAGUAUAUUCAAUUCGUUAUACUUUCUGUUAUUUUAGUUGUUGUGUUUGUGUUAACGUCGGAAUAUGUCUCCAAAGAAGAAGCAUGGGUCAAGUGAUCAAUUGACCCAUUUGAUCUAUCGACAUUUGAAGGAAAACGGCUUCCAGAAAGCUGCAGAAGAACUCAGAAAGCAUGUGAAGGGCGGAGAACCAGAAGCCUUGUCAACUUCACUACUGGACAUCUACAAUAAAUGGUUUGGAGAUGCUUCCAGGAGUACAAAGACUGGAACAGAACCGGAUUCUUCUGAGUUAAAAAAUAACCGUCAAGCAGACCCUGAAAGCAGCACAGAGAGCUCGAGUUCAGCAGAGGAAGAAACAACACCUGUUAAAGCCUCCCAGACCCCAAAGCCUCAGACCUCAGCUAAGGCCAGCCCAACUAAGGCCAAGACUGCAGUGCAGACGACUCUUGGAGGGAAGUGGACAGUAGUGGAGGAGAUCUCUGGGACAGACAGCUCAGAGGACUCUGAGAGUGAGGAGACAACGCCACAAAACAGCCCUGCUACGCCCAAAGCCAAUCAUGUUCCAGCUGCAAAGAUCAAGGCCGUGUCAGAGGUCACACCAUCGACCCCAACCAAGGCCAAGUUAACAACCACUUCCACGCCUAAAUCUGGGGCCUCCAGCAAUACCACUGAUACGUCAUCAGACAGGAAAGAGGCAACAACAGUGAAAACACCCUUGACGCCAGCACCAGUGACGCCAACCAGUAAAGCAACAUCAACAGCCAAGACGAAAGCUACUCCAACUAAAGCAGUGGUUGUUGCUACUCCAAGCAAGGCCAAGGCAACAACAACUGCCACACCUACAUCUACAGCAUCCGACUCAUCCAGUUGCAGCAGUGAAUCAUCAGAUAGCGAUGAGGAGAGUCCCGCGGUGAAAACACCCACAACACCAAAAGCAACACCUGCAAAACCGGUAACACCAAUUAGUAAAAUAACAUCAACGGCCAAGCCAACAACCAAGUCGAAGACUACAGCGCCAGAGGCUUCCAGUGACAGCUGUGAUUCAUCAUCAGAAAUUGAAGAGGAAGGUCCAACAGUGAAAACACAGACAGCGCCAGUGAAGACACAGACAGCAACACCAACAGCCAAGAUGAAAGCCACCCCAGUUAAACCAGUGGUUGCUGCUACCCCAAAUAAGACCUCGGCUAGUAAGGAGUCCAGUGAUAGCAUUGAUUCGUCAUCAGGCAGCAACGGGGAGAGUCCAGCAACAACAACAGCUGCCACUCUGAAAGCUACACCAGUGGUGCAACAGAAAGCAACAUCAACAGCCAAGACGAAAGCUACUCCAACUAAAGCAGUGGUUGUUGCUACUCCAAGCAAGGCCAAGGCAACAAUAACUGCCACACCUACAUCUACAGCAUCCGACUCAUCCAGUUGCAGCAGUGAAUCGUCAGAUAGCGAUGAGGAAGGUCCAACAGUGAAAACACAGACAGCAACAUCAACAGCCAAGACGAAAGCCCCUCCGGGUACCCCAGUUAAACCAGUGGUCGCUGCCACUCCAAGCAAGACCCCAGCUAGUAAGGAGUCCAGUGACAGCAUUGAUUUGUCAUCAGACAGCGAAGAGGACAGUCCAGCAACGGAAGCAGCCACAACACCGGCGAAACCCGCUAAAAACGCUACCCCGGCUAGAGCAGCGACUGUUGCCCCUCCAUGCAAGGCCACGGCAACAGCCAAGACUAUAACAGCAGAGUCAUCUAGUGACAGCGGUGAUUUGUCAGACAGUGAAGAACAGGUUCCAUCGGUGACAACCGCUGCAACACCGACAGCUACAACGGGGAAGCAAACAAAACCAACAUCAACAGCCAGGAGGAAAGCCCCUCCGGCUACCCCACUUAAACCAGUGGCUGCUGCCACUCUAAGCAAAACUCCAGCUAGUAAGGAGUCCAGUGACAGCAUUGAUUCGUCAUCAGACAGUGAAGAAGAGGGUCCGGCACCGAAAACAGCCGUGACAACAGCCCCUCCUGCUAACCCAGCUAAAGCAGCGUCUGUUGCCACUCCAAGCAAGCCUAAGGCAACAGCCACUGUCACCGCCAAGACUACAAAACCAGGGUCAUCUAGUGACAGCAGUGUUUCAGCAACAACAACGGCUGCAACACCGAAAGAUACACCAGUGAAGCAAUCAAAACCAACAUCAACAGCAAGGACGAAAGCCCCUCCGAGUACUCCAGUUAAACCAAUGGUCGCUGCCACUCCAAGCAAGACCCCAGCUAGUAAGGAGUCCAGUGACAGCAGUGAUUCAUCAUCAGACAGCGAAGAGGACAGUCCAGCAACGACAACAACCUCAAAACCACAAACUACACCAGUGACGCCAGCGAAACAAGCGAAACUGAAAGCAACAUCAAAAGCGAAGACAAAAGCUACUCCUGCUACUCCAGCUAAGCCCGUGGUUGCUGCUACCCCAAGCAAGGCCCAGGCAACACCCACUGUCACACCUACAAGUACAGCACCAGAGUCAUCCAAUGACAGCACUGACUCACCAUCAGACAUCCCAGAUGAAGCCCCAGCAAAGCAUGCUGAGGUUCAACUUAAGACCCCUGCUUCAGCUAAGAAGGCCCAGAGUGGGGGAAAGGGAAAUAAAUCUGCUUCUAAGGACCUGCUCCUACUGCUGAACAGUCUUACUUCACCCACAUCGAGUGUCCGUAGUGGAGACUCCUCCGUUGAGGAAACUCCAGCUGUUACAGCAACACCUGCUGUUGCUCCAGCCACAAAUAAAGGAAAGAAGGUGGCUGCAAAAGACAAGAAAGCAACCUCAUCGAAGAAAGCACAAGCCUCGGCUCCAUCAGCCAAGAGGAAAAGAGGUGAAGACAAACCAGGGGACACACCCGUUAAAGGCAAAAAGAAGAAGCCCUCCCCUGAGACUGUCAUGGCUGCCCUGCCUCUGACCGUUCUUGGUCCUCCUCCUACAGGGGGAGACGACUCUGGCUCGGACUCUGACUCCGAUCUGGACGUGGAGAAGUGGAAGAGACUGGCACUGGAACUAUCAGACACAAACAUCGCCAAAAUGGACGCCAUCACUGCGCUGAACGCUCCACCUGCUCCUGCCUCAGCAGCAAAGAAAACAAGAGCGCCGACGAAGCCCAGGGCUAGAGCUGCAUCGAAGACACCUAAACCCAAGGCUGGCGCUGCAGUGGAAAGGUCUAGUGCUGCUGAAAAAGUCAAGACUACAGCUGAAAAGGAAGAUGGGAAUGGGAAGACCAAGACAUCUGCAAAAGCCAGUAAAGCCAAGUCCAGUCAGGCUAAGAAGGCAGCACCUCCCACCCCAUCAGUCAAAGACAAACAGCCACCCACCAUGCCUGCUACCCCAACACCUAAUGAAAAACCGUCAGCCAGGAAGAGGAAGAGGAAAAAUAGGAACAAUGAGACUAAAGCAGAUGACAAUUCACCACAACCUCAAAAGAAGAAAAGGGAAACCGGCGAAGAGAAGACGGAUGAAAAGAAAAAUGAGACUGUAGAAGAGAAGGAACCAGGGAAGGAAAAGAAGAGGACGACUAAGGAGAAUGGUGCAAAAAAGGAGAAGGGAACGAAGAAGAAACAGGAGGAGAUAAGAAAGGAGAAUGAGACUAAGAUGGAACUGGAAAAGGAUAAGAAAACAAAUGAGAACUGUGUUGACAAGGAACCACUACCUCCAUCCACCACAGUAACACCUGAUUCUCCAACAGAGAAGAAAAAGAUUAAAAAGCUGAAACUCUCAAAGACUGCAGUGUCUGAGAUGCCAGCCACACCUGCCCAAGACUCCAUCCCUGUACAGCACCCUCCAGCACCCACAGAGACCCCACCUAAAAAGAAAAAGAAAUCAUCUAAGAGUAAGUAAGGCCUUUAGAGAUGAAGACCAUCUAAAAGGGGCCUCUCAAGUGUGGACCUGGACCCAUUCUACCUAAAUGGCAGUGCAGCAACAACGGGUAAAGACUGUCUGUCCACCGAAUGGUCUCCCUGGACCAGAUCAACUGGGGAUUAGUUCUAUUUUUUAUUACAUUGUAUACUGUAACAAAUGAACUCUUUUCCCGUUUUGCUAAAGUUGAAAGUGUUUUUUUAGCCUAUUUGUUUAUCUAUUUUUUAAAACUGUAACUGCAUGUCCUGUACAGGUUCUAACUGUUUUCCUAUUUGAAGAUGGCAUACUAUGUGAUGUGCCGCAGCUGUUUUUAUGUUACUGUACAUUUUAAUUAUGGUGUUUUCUUGCAUGUCCUUGUGACAGCGAAAAAAAACAAUGAUUUAUGGAAAUGUUUACGUUUACGACAGCUUCUGCUGCUUUGCCUCACAUAGUGGAUAAGGCCGAUCCUAAGUGGAGGGACUGAUCAGAGGAACCUCAAUACAGUAAUGAAGCCCAGAGCCAUUGUUUAAUCCUUACACCCUAGUAAUGAAUGCAUAAUAUGGAAAUGAGAGAUACUACUAGGAUUUUUUUUUUUAAGUUUCAUGGUCAGUGUUUACUGUAUCUUUUUCACAAAAUCAAGUCAUUUUUCCACAGUU